UACAACAACAAUUUUUUUAAUAAUCUUUUCUAAAAUGUCAUGAAAAGAAUGCCGCGGAUCCCCGCCCCCGCCCCCGCAGGCCCAGCGGCCGUCGUCGGAAUAAAACAGAGAGAGAAGGCCAAGGGCCCGUGGGGGUCAGGGGUCAGGGGUCAGGGAGGGUCAGAGCCCCUGGAAACGGUUGUUAAGACUGGUUCCGUUGCUGGGCCGGGGCUGAAGCGACAUGGCAGAGGAGCCCAAGGACGACCAGCCGGUGACGAAGUUUGACCUGGAGAAAGAGACGGAGCUGCGCUUCGAGGUGGAGGCCAACGAGACGGUGCAGCUGGAGCUGCUGUCCGGCCUGGCUGAGAUCUUCGCCACCGAGCUGACCCGCAACAAGCGGUUCACCUUCGACGGCGGCGCCAAGGUGGCGGUGUUCACCUGGCACGGCUGCUCGGUGCAGCUGCGGGGCCGCACCGAGGUGGCGUAUGUCUCCCGGGACACCCCCAUGCUGCUGUACCUGAACUGCCACGCCGCCCUGGAGCAGAUGCGGCAGCAAGCUGAGGCAGAGGACGAGCGCGGGCCCCGCGUCAUGGUGGUGGGCCCCACCGACGUGGGCAAGACCACCGUCUGCCGCCUGCUGCUCAACUACGGUGUGCGGCUGGGCCGGCGGCCCACCUUCGUCGACCUGGACGUGGGCCAGGGCUCGGUCUCCAUCCCCGGCACCAUGGGGGCGCUGUACAUCGAGCGGCCGGCCGACGUGGAGGAGGGUUUCUCUGUCCAGGCCCCGCUGGUCUACCACUUCGGCUCCACCACCCCAGGCACCAACAUCAAGCUCUACAACAAGAUCACGUCACGGCUGGCUGAAGUCUUUAACCAGCGGUGUGAGGUGAACCGGCGAGCAGCCACCAGCGGCUGCGUCAUUAACACGUGCGGCUGGGUGAAGGGCUCGGGUUACCAGGCCUUGGUCCACGCAGCCUCAGCCUUCGAAGUGGACGCUGCCAUCGUGCUGGACCAGGAGCGCCUCUACAACGAGCUGAAGCGAGACCUGCCCCACUUUGUGAAGACGGCGCUGCUGCCCAAGUCCGGCGGGGCGGUGGAACGUUCCAAGGACUUCCGGCGGGAGAGCCGCGACGACCGGAUCCGCGAGUACUUCUACGGCUUCCGCGGCAGCUUCUACCCCCACGCCUUUGACGUGCGCUUCUCCGACGUGCGCAUCUUCAAGGUGGGCGCCCCCACCAUCCCGGACUCCUGCCUGCCCCUGGGCAUGUCCCAGGAGGACAACCAGCUGAAGCUGGUGCCAGUGCAGCCCGGCCGGGACCUGGUGCACCACCUGCUGAGUGUCAGCACGGCCGACUCCCCCGAGGAGAACCUGAUUGAGACCAGCGUGGCCGGCUUCAUCGUGGUCACCAGCGUGGACGUCGAGAGGCAGCUCUUCACUGUGCUCUCUCCAGCCCCACGCCCUCUGCCCAAGAGCAUCCUGCUCAUCAUGGAUAUACGCUUCAUGGAUCUCAAGUAGGGAGGAGGGAGGACCGUGCUGAAACUCCUCUCCCGCCCACCGACCCCACCCUCACCCGCUCCCCGUCCCCCUCACCCUCACCCGCUCCCCGUCCCCCUCACCCUCACCCACUCCCCGUCUCCCCCACCUGCUCCCCGUCCCCCUCACCCUCACCCACUCCCCCUCACCCUCACCCACUCCCCCGUCUCCCCCACCCACUCCCCCGUCUCCCCCACCCACUCCCCCGUCUCCCUCACCCUCUCCCCCGUCUCCCUCACCCUCACCCACUCCCCCUCACCCUCAUCCACUCCCCGUCCCCCUCACCCGCUCCCCGUCCCCCUCACCCUCACCCACUCCCCGUCUCCCCCACCUGCUCCCCGUCCCCCUCACCCUCACCCACUCCCCCUCACCCUCACCCACUCCCCCGUCUCCCUCACCCACUCCCCCGUCUCCCCCACCCACUCCCCCUCACCCUCACCCACUCCCCCGUCUCCCUCACCCACUCCCCCGUCUCCCUCACCCUCACCCACUCCCCCGUCUCCCUCACCCACUCCCCCGUCUCCCUCACCCACUCCCCCGUCCCCCUCACCCUCACCCACUCCCCCGUCUCCCUCACCCACUCCCCCGUCUCCCUCACCCUCUCCCCCGUCUCCCUCACCCUCACCCACUCCCCCUCACCCUCAUCCACUCCCCGUCCCCCUCACCCUCAUCCACUCCCAGUCUCCCUCACCCCGUCUCCCUCACUCUCAUCCACUCCCAGUCUCCCUCACCCUCACCAACACGCCCCUGUGGAUACAGAACCUGCAGCCGCUCUGACAGGAUAAACCUCAGUGAAACGUUUCUGCUGGAUGUGCAUUGACUAGCAAACACACGUCCUUCCUGCCUUGUCUGACUCUCCUCUGUCCCUCUCAGGGAGAUACCUGUACACUGACUGGUGUCUCUCAGUCCCUCUCUCUCUCAGGGAGAUAUCUGUACACUGACUGGUGUCUCUCAGUCCCCUCUGUCCCUCUCAGGGAGAUAUCUGUACACUGACUGGUGUCUCUCAGUCCCCUCUCUCUCUCUCAGGGAGAUAUCUGUACACUGACUGGUGUCUCUCAGUCCCCUCUCUCUCUCUCAGGGAGAUAUCUGUACACUGACUGGUGUCUCUCAGUCCCCCCUCUCUCUCUCUCUCUCUCUCAGGGAGAUAUCUGUACACUGACUGGUGUCUCUCAGUCCCCUCUCUCUCUCAGGGAGAUAUCUGUACACUGACUGGUGUCUCUCAGUCCCCUCUCUCUCAGGGAGAUAUCUGUACACUGACUGGUGUCUCUCAGUCCCCUCUCUCUCAGGGAGAUAUCUGUACACUGACUGGUGUCUCUCAGUCCCCCCUCUCUCUCUCUCUCUCUCUCAGGGAGAUAUCUGUACACUGACUGGUGUCUCUCAGUCCCCUCUCUCUCUCAGGGAGAUAUCUGUACACUGACUGGUGUCUCUCAGUCCCCUCUCUCUCAGGGAGAUAUCUGUACACUGACUGGUGUCUCUCAGUCCCUCUCUCUCUCAGGGAGAUAUCUGUACACUGACUGGUGUCUCUCAGUCCCUCUCUCUCUCGGGGAGAUAUCUGUACACUGACUGGUGUCUCUCAGUCCCUCUCUCUCUCAGGGAGAUAUCUGUACACUGACUGGUGUCUCUCAGUCCCCUCUCUCUCAGGGAGAUAUCUGUACACUGACUGGUGUCUCUCAGGGAGAUAUCUGUACACUGACUGGUGUCUCUCAGUCCCCCCUCUCUCAGGGAGAUAUCUGUACACUGACUGGUGUCUCUCAGGGAGAUAUCUGUACACUGACUGGUGUCUCUCAGUCCCCCCUCUCUCUCAGGGAGCUGUCUGUACACUGACUGGUGUCUCUCAGUCCCCUCUCUCUCUCUCAGGGAGAUAUCUGUACACUGACUGGUGUCUCUCAGUCCCCUCUCUCUCUCUCAGGGAGAUAUCUGUACACUGACUGGUGUCUCUCAGUCCCCUCUCUCUCUCUCAGGGAGAUAUCUGUACACUGACUGGUAUCUCUCAGUCUCUGUCUGUCUGUCUCUCUCUCUCUCUCUCUCUCUCUCCAGCUCUCAUUCACACACACGGGGUGAUAUCUGUACAUUGACUGGCGUCUCUGAGUUACCCCCCCACCCCCUCUGGAAGAUGUCACUGCAGUCUGACACCCAGUGGUAUGUGCUCACUGUGUUUGGACAGGGUUAGCUAUGACAGUUACUGGAAGAGGUCAGAUCACACUCUAUCCAAAACCAUGGGGAGACAAUGGACUCCGAAGUCACUUCUCCUGAGCUGUUAUGUUUUUUUAAAAAAAAGGACAACUUCAGUGUAUUUUAUACUGAGUUUUUUUGUCAGCAAUAAAUUGUUUCCUGUUUGAAACGGAA
This is a messenger RNA of Hemiscyllium ocellatum (epaulette shark), 3859 nucleotides long. RefSeq names its product cleavage factor polyribonucleotide kinase subunit 1 (gene clp1). Gene Ontology annotation, cellular component: mRNA cleavage factor complex; nucleus. The transcript is spliced from 3 exons. Bases 221 to 1495 code for a protein of 424 amino acids. Gene Ontology annotation, molecular function: polynucleotide 5'-hydroxyl-kinase activity. Gene Ontology annotation, biological process: tRNA splicing, via endonucleolytic cleavage and ligation. The record is from RefSeq and is a predicted model, not a curated record. Lineage: Eukaryota; Metazoa; Chordata; Chondrichthyes; Orectolobiformes; Hemiscylliidae.